Messenger RNA from Rhopilema esculentum, 2352 nucleotides. The record is from RefSeq and is a predicted model, not a curated record. NCBI's taxonomy places the organism in Eukaryota, Metazoa, Cnidaria, Scyphozoa, Rhizostomeae, Rhizostomatidae.
UAUGAUACAAGAUCUCAUUAACUACAUAUUACUGAAAAUCACACUAAUAUCCGUUAUAAAUCAAUCUAUCCACUUAAAGUUAUGUAUCAAAUGAGAAAAGAAGACUCCAGACACUUCAAUUGUUAGGCCUUAUCAUUUUUCAAAUGAAAUUUAACAAAUCUUGACACUGCUAUUAAGCAUUUUUAUUUCUUUGGCUCAUUAGCCAUAUGAAUUUGGCCGUUGUGUCAAGAUUUAAAACCAAGGUGAAUUUUGAGUAGAUGACUGCUAACAUUUGGUUUCUUUCUCCGUGAUAGAGUGGACGUGCUGGAAGAAAGUGAAGCCCAUCUUCAAAAGUGCUUAGUCAUUGUAAGUUACAAAAUAGGCAUGCUCUACCAUUUCUAGGAGUUGGGUUCCUGCCAAAUCUGUCACUCUCAUUAUGAAGGUUAUGGACACUGAGUCUUUGAAGAAAACAGAUUUUUGAAAAUAUCGGUUAUUCCAGUGCCGUCAAGGCACGGCUUUCUUAAUAAUGCGAGCACAGGCCAGGCAUCGUGAAGGCCCCCUCUCCUCAUCAAAAAUAGAACUUCACAGUCAGAAAUCAUGUAAGCUAUCCUAAUUCUUUUUUCAGGCAGGUGUCGUUGGUGCUGCACAGGACACACGAUAGCUCUUGGCUCUCGAUACACAUGGCUAGACAUAACGCACAACCAAAUUUUACCUAUUAUUCGACAACCUGCAUGAAUAAAACAUUAUGAAGUGUUUAUAUAUAAAGAAAAAUAUCUGCCUCAAUUGUAAGCAUAUGGAAAUGGAUUGCUCUCAUCUGCUUGUAUCUAUGGAUGUAGGAACUAUUUUCAGUUCGACAAAUGUCGUAAAGCUCUCGUAAGUGCGCUCGCAAAUGCAGUCGCAUCGUAGCACGUAGAACCUGCUGCUUUAAAUGCUAUCAUUUCAAAGACAUUUCAGAAUUUCAUAACGAACUCUAUGGUGUGCACAUACCGUGAGCUGUUAUUGCAGUGAAAACAGAAACGAGCCUAGAUAUUUUCUUGGAAGGAAAGAAACCACGAUGAUGCUGAGCACUGUCGUUGGCAUUUUCAUGGCCGUCGUGACGAUGUUUGCAAUCAUUGCUAACUCGCUGGUUUUCAUCGUCGUGUGCUGGAAUCUAUCCAUUAAAAAACCACUCAAUAUAUUUCUUUUUAACUUGGCAUUAGCAGACAUUGGAGUUGCUUGUACAUGUAUACCGUAUGCUGUUGGACAAAUUGCAUUUAAAAACCAGGGGCUUACUCCAACAUUCUGCACAGUGAAUUCGUUAGUGACAACCCUUUUUGUUGGCUCAUCUGCUUUGAUAAUCGCUGUAUUCCAUUUCUAUCAAUACCUGAUGGUGUCUGGGCCAUUAGACAGCAACGUCUCGUCUCUUCAUAGCUGCGUUUCCUUAAUCCUUGCAUGGAUGGUAGCAAUUUCACUUGCUAUCGGACCUCUAUUCGGAUGGGGCAAGUAUGAGUUUUCAUCCACGAUUUUCGGUUGUGCUUUCCCGCAAACCAUCGGAACUGUGGAAAGACUUGUUUACAAUGGGACAUUGAUGACAGUUCUAUACGCUCUGCCGUUUCUGUGGAUGGGGUUCUGUUGCAUAGCAAUCAGCAUUCAUAUCAGAGACCCUGAAGUUCGCGCAGCAAAAGAACACGUUUUAGCUAGUGACAUUGUUGGGCAUAAAUCUUUAGAGGCUGGAAAAUCAAGCGGCAGGUCUGCGAUAAUUUUGGCAUUUGGGGCAUUUGUCGUUUUCCGUGCGCCAUUUUUCAUCUCAAUAUUACUUAAUACGUUCAAUCUUGUCGGACAAACGUGGCUUACGAUGGCCGACCAAAUCGCUUUUUGGGCAGUGUAUUUUCACGCAGCUUCGGACCCAUUUCUGUACGCAUUGCAACAUGGUGAAUACACAAAUACUCUUGGAGUGAUAAAAAGGACGACGAAAGAAAGAUUUCUGGAUUGCUGUUGUUGCUGUACUGGGAAUGUCGAGGACGGAGAAAAGCCAGGUCCAUCGAAGCCACCUUUGGAUCGUAUUGAAGAGGAGUGAUACUUCAAUUCGGAGAGGACUGUAAUAGCUGCAAAUACGACAAACAUUACUUUUUUCCUACCUUAACAGCAACAGACGUCAAUAAAAAUUUUGAGUUCAUUUCAAAGAAUACCUUUCAACAAACUCUUUAACGGAAAGAUUCAUAGGUAUUCAAGAAAACUUCUGUGGCUACUUGUGGUUAUCUUCUACAAAAUCAUUCUUCUGUUUGUGUUCAAACAUGAGUUGCUCAUCUUUUGCAACAAAGGCCCUGCCUCUACCAUUACGUGGAUUUUGACAAUUUUGUACUUUUUUUAAGUUGAUAAGAAAUGCCAGGAAAA